AUUUUAAGGGAAAAUUCUCUCUACGUGGACUGGUUCUAAAUUCUAAGGCCGGUUCUACAUUGGUCGUAUCGUAGCAAAGCAAGGGUCGUAAAGUGGUUCCAAUUCGACGCCGAUUGAUCGAAUCUAACAGCGAAUUCGGUUGCUUGAACUAGUGUGCAUUGAGCGCACACCAAGGCUUAUAGUCGAUUCUUAUAUUUAACUUUGUCUUAAAUACAUGUUCAAAGAGCACUUAUUGUUAGUCAAAAAAUGAUCCAUACAAACGUUGUAUAGAUCAUUUUUCUGGAUAAGAAAUAUUGCAAGAGGUAUUUAAGAUGAUCUUUGAAUAUAAGAAUUGACGAGAAACAACUGGGUGCGUACUAGUGCAAGCAACCGAAUACGCCAUAUAAUUUUCGACGCUUGCGACGCUACAAUACGAUCAAUGUAGAAUCGGCUUUAGACGCAUGGACCCGUAAAAAUGUCCGAACGAGCCGCUUAAAAUUCAACGGGCGUGUUAGCGAAAGUUCACGUUUUCUCGCAAAGUCAUCGAUGCGUCAAACGCAAUCAAACGGCCGUCUUGAACAAAUAGGCAAACACGAAUCGGGCCGAACGGGUCGUUAAUCCAUGCCACAUAUUUGCGAGUAUUGCGGAAUGCUAACCUUUUUUCCCCGAGAACUUUUGACGCGCGGCGUUACUUCAAUUUCCAUGCUUUCGUGUACUCCCCUUUCACUCAGCAUCGGCAAACAGAGAUUUUACUUUCCAGUUUUCACAUAACCCGCGCAAAAGUAUACGAACUUAAAAAAGACAUGUCUUUAAAACCUGAAGAUGCCGUAUACUCCGGGAAUAAAUCUCAAAAUAUUUUAGAAUAAAAUGUUGUUGUUAUCUUUGAACUCUUUUGAAAGAGUCCUUUAGCAUUUAGUCCUUUGUCGGGCUCAAAGUGUAAGAUCAAAAUGUGAAAUUUCCGUUAGACGUAAAGCAUUUCCGUUUCCAAGUCUUCUAGAAAGUAACCGUGGCCUUUUGCGGGAUAUUGGACACGAACUACUUAAUAGAUUAUAGCCAAUUUAAUCGGCUUCUCGCAAACAAACGAAAAUCGGAAGCAGACGUCCGGGUGAUUAAGUUCUAAGAAAAUAUCGCGAGGCGCCAAGAGCUUGAAGAGCCAUGUUAAUUUCAAGUUACCCUAUGAUGUCCCACGAGUUUUACUCCCUUCGUGGCUGCAAUAACUGUUCCAUUCGUUUCAUCUUUCAGGGGUACGUUCUACAACCGCAAUGUCAUCACGAGUACUUUCCGCUUUCAUGUCCACGGCGGGAAAGUUUUUUGUUUCCCCCUUCUAACGCACAAGGCUCUCUUGGUGUUCCGUAUUUUUCGGAGAAAAGGUGCUCUGCCCGCAUCGAGGAUACGUUGAUUUUGAAACCUCACUCGAAAGAUCGUCGAAAACGUGACUUCGAUGAUGCCCGAGUAUCUUCUUACGGAAAAGGGGGAGAGAGAGAGAGAGAGAGAGAGAGAGAGGAAAGGAACGAGCGAUCCACGAAACGUGCGUCGAGGUCUUUGUGGCGGGCAAGACCCGUCGCUCGCGUGGUUCGUCAGGUGGUAAAAGUAUUGACACGAUGUGUCCUCAUUAUGUAUAUAUAGGGGUGCCUGCCAGGAAGGCUCUGCAGUUCUUCGUGAAACGUCUGCAAGACAAUAUCAUAUAGUGGAUCCUGACGUUUCUUCCGCGGAGACGUUAGACGUAAUCUUGCAAUCAGUCGCGAAAGAGAGAGAGAGACGAGAUCGGAAAGAAAAAUACUUGAUUGCAGCUGAUCGUAUCAGCGUAGAAAAGAGAAAAAUGAUAGCGCUCGUGCUUCUUGCCGCUUUUGCAACGGUGUCCUCCGCCCAAUUCAACAAAGUACCCAGCAGUCGGGUUCUGGAACCGCCGAAUCCAGCACUUUGCGCGCAGAGAAUUAUCCAUCAACGAUUCAAUGGGAAAGGCUAUUACUUCUCAUGGGCCGACCAGAGGACGGCCGGACAGGAGGUGGAUUGGCUGUCGGGUAGAAACUUCUGCCGGCAACGUUGUAUGGACCUAGUUUCGUUGGAAACCUCCGCCGAGAACGAGUUCAUCAAGAGCCGCAUUGUUCAAAACAAGGUGAAGUACAUCUGGACCUCCGGUCGCAUGUGCGACUUCGCGGGCUGCGACCGGCCGGACCUGCAGCCCCCACGUAUCAAUGGCUGGUUCUGGACCGCCGAGUUGCAGAAGCUCGCGCCGACCACCGAACGCAGCCAGAAUGAUUGGUCCGAGAGCGGCGGCAUCGGCGUGCCGCAACCUGACAAUCGUGAGGCCAUUCAAGGCGGCGCUCCCGAAAACUGCAUUGCGGUCCUCAAUCAAUUUUACAACGACGGAGUGAACUGGCACGACGUGGCGUGUCAUCACAAGAAACCGUGGGUCUGCGAGGACAACGAGUCUCUCCUGAGAUACGUCCGCUUCUCCAAUCCCACUAUCCGUUUGUAAUGGGAGAAAAACUUCGAUGAACGGCUUCAACCUUUGUUCAAACGGGCUUAAGCACCUAUAAAGUUACAACGAAAACGCAUCUAUGCGGCAUCGCGAACGCGACUGAAUAGUAUAUAGAACAUAUUUAUUAUUUGUAAUAUUUAAUACCUCCAUAAUCUCGUUUGCCCAAGAAGCACGAAUUAUUUAAUCGAAAUUUCAUGCAUUUGUUGUCUUCAGGAAAUAUAUCGCUAUUUAUAUUGCUAGAUGUAAUCGUAGAUACAUCGAAAAUUAUAUUUAAUAGAUAGAGACUGCAGAUCAGGAUUUGCAGAUUAGUUUGUGAAAAGUUUUAUAUAUACAUAUAUAUUUUUUUUCCUACGAUAAAAUAUUAUACUCUAGUUAUUGUAUAUUCAGAGAGCGAUAAAUUCACGAAUGAUAAAUAACGUAACACUUUUGUUUAUUAUUCGAAAACAUCAUUUUACGCGUCAAUUUGCGAGACGCGAAUCAUUAAAUCACCUACGCGAGUCCUGAUUUUCUUGACGCAAAAAUGUAAGAUAAUACAAAACGCGUUUAUCGCUAUAAUAAAUAUCACAGAUGCUCUGUACAAAUCAUUACUUAAAUGACGCAACAUAUAUUUGCUCAAUCGAGGGUGUAACAAGUUUCACAAACAAACAAA
Vollenhovia emeryi is the source of this 3110-nucleotide messenger RNA. RefSeq names its product L-selectin. The transcript has 5 exons. Lineage: Eukaryota; Metazoa; Arthropoda; Insecta; Hymenoptera; Formicidae. Bases 1799 to 2458 code for a protein of 219 amino acids. The record is from RefSeq and is a predicted model, not a curated record.